This is a messenger RNA of Saccostrea cuccullata (small rock oyster), 868 nucleotides long. RefSeq names its product glutathione peroxidase 2-like. NCBI's taxonomy places the organism in Eukaryota, Metazoa, Mollusca, Bivalvia, Ostreida, Ostreidae. The record is from RefSeq and is a predicted model, not a curated record. Gene Ontology annotation, biological process: response to oxidative stress. The transcript has 2 exons. Gene Ontology annotation, molecular function: glutathione peroxidase activity.
AAACAGUCAAGCAAAAAGAUAUCUAUUGCUAGAUAUAUAUUUAACGUCCGGGAUUUACAAAAAAACAAACUAGUUUAAACAUGGCAAGCGUCAAAAGCCCGGUAAAAAUUGAAAAUUUUCUCCAGUUUUCGGCGAGAACCUUACAAGGUGAGAAGAUAGAUUUCAGUCAGUAUGAGGGGAAGGUGAUCCUGGCGGUGAAUGUGGCUUCCCUCUGAGACACCACCAAGAGGGACUACCCGAUGAUGAACCAGCUCGUCGAAAAAUUCGCGGGGAAGCUGGUGGUUCUCGGGUUUCCCUCCAACCAGUUCGGACACCAGGAAAACGGGAAUGGGGCAGAAAUUUUGAACACUCUGAAAUACGUUCGGCCAGGUGAUGGAUUCGAACCAAACUUUCCUGUCUUUGAAAAACUAGAAGUGAAUGGUGAAAAGGCUCAUCCCAUCUUUAAAUUUCUGAGAGACAGACUUCCCAUUCCUAGUGACGAGGCGACAUCGUUUAUGUCUAACGCCAGCAAGAUUAUCUGGGCUCCCGUAACAAGGAGUGAUAUCGCGUGGAACUUCGAGAAAUUCUUGAUAACCCCGGACGGGAAGCCGUACCGACGAUACAGUAGAUACUAUAUAAUGACGAACAUUCAGAGCGAUAUUAAGAAACUUAUAGACGAAUACAACGUAAAAUAGUGUUCAAUUUUCUGUGUGUCAUUUAAAUUAUUUAAGUACAUCAAGCAUUUUCUACAUGGGUAAAGGUGAUGUUUAAUGACUGUUCUUCUAUAAAACUCGUUUAUUUGAAGAUAGAAGAACAUGAUAUUUAUUGACAUCUGUCUUUCUCCAUAUAUAAAAUCUUGUUUUGUACAAUUUUGAAAUAAAUAUUGUGC